UGACGAAGCUAGACGGUUGAGCUAGUCAGGGUUCUGGAUUAACAGAACACGAAAUAUUUGUGAAAUUCCGUCAAAUAUGAUAAUGAUUCCGUUGAAAAUAUACUGUGAUGUUGCCAAACCCGAAGUAUAAACACGGAAGGUGCAAUAUUACAAACAAUUAUUUUCAGAACUUUGUUAAUGUGUUUAGCAAAGCAGUUCGGUAGCUUCUUAGCAGCCGUUAGCUAAUCUCCGUUAUUUGUCAAAUGUAAACCGCAAGUAGCAGGUAACAAUGGUACUAAUUUGCUAGCUAGCUAAAGUGACCUCGUGGUGAACACUUCAUUUCAGUAGAAGAGCGCGGAGAGUUUCAGAAGCAAGUUUUCAGCUACAGAUUUUAGCUAGCUACUACAACUAUUCCCGAAGGAUUCAAGAUGGAUGAGGAGUCUGUUGGCCCUUCUCCAUCCUGCUCCACAGAACCCCAACCAACAGCCAGUUACCACGGUGACCAGGACAACCCGCCGGAAAGCCAGGAGGUUAACCCUGGAGUUAACCCUGGGGACCAUGACAACUGCGGUGAAAUCCCGAGGUUCAACGUCGUAAUCAAAGAGGAAGAGGAAGAGGAAGUUAUAGGAGACUGGACUUUUAAGUAUACUGGAGAGAGUCCCGUCUCCAGCUAUAGUGAUGAAGAAUCCAGAGUACCUGUACAAAGGCCAAAGAAUCACACAGCCAAGUCAUCCCAUCGCUGCUUGGAGUGUGGGAAGGAUUUUCUUUAUCCAUCAAAACUUCAGAGACAUCUGAGAACACACACAGGAGAGAAAAUAGUUAAGAAACCUUUCCCAUGCUCUGAGUGUGACAGGAUCUCUUACUCUGCAGCAGAGCUCAAGAUGCACCAGAGGAUGCACACUGGGGAGAGACCUUUCCAGUGCGCCACCUGCAAAAAGACUUUUGUUUUCCCAAGCUCCCUGACAAGGCACGAACAAUCCCAUAUUAGUGAAGAGAAUAGUACAGCAAAACCGUACAGCUGCUCAGAAUGUGGAAAGGAAUUCACUCAGCCAUGGACCUUGAAGAUACACAUGCGUCAACACACAGGAGAGAAACCAUACCACUGCUCCCAGUGUGAGAAGAGGUUCUCGUCAUCAUCCCUCCUUAAAAGACACCAGAGAGUUCACACCGGAGAGAAACCAUUUGAGUGUUCUGACUGCGGAAAGUGUUUCUCCUCGUCAGCGAAUAGGUCUAGUCACCGACGUCGUAUCCACGAUGGGAUCCAAAGGGGAUUGCAGCAGCAGCAGCAGCAUGCUACCUAUGUGGACGCUUCCAAUACGGCUUCUAUUGACCAAAACUACCAGGUUGACCCCAACCUUGCUGAGUCUCUGUCUAUAGCUGUUGAGGAGUCUGGUCUCCCUCUUCUACUGGAUGUCAACGUGAAAGAGGAGGAUCCUGCUUUUGAGAGACCUGACCAUGUCUCGGACAGUGAGGAAAGUCCCUGUCCAUCAGAAUCUGAUCAACACGAGGAAAAUAACAAAGCUCCGGGGCCACAUAUCUGUUCAACCUGUGGAAAAGAACUCUCUAGCUCAUAUAAACUAAUGUUACACCAGAGGACACACACAGGAGAGAAGCCUUAUGAUUGUAUGGUGUGUGGGAAGAGCUUCUCCCAAGCAGCAAACCUGAAGACGCACCAGAAAGUUCACAGUGGAGAGAAACCAUACCCUUGCCCUGAAUGUGAUAGCCGGUUCACUCACCUCGGAGAUCUGAAGAGACACCAGUUGUUGCACUCUGGAGAGAAACCUCAUAGUUGCCUUGAUUGCGGGAAGAGCUUCUCACAGUUGGCACACCUGAAAUCUCACCAGCAGACACACACAGGUGCAAAACCUUUCCCCUGCACUCACUGUGAGAAGACUUUCUCCACUACAGCUAAAUUGAAGAAUCAUGAGAGAGUGCACACUGGAGAAAGACCUUAUCACUGCUCCCAUUGCCCCAAGAGCUUUGCUCUAUCGGGGACGCUAGUGAAGCAUGAACGACUGCACACUGGAGAAACACCAUACCAAUGUGCAGAAUGUGGAAAAGGGUUUGCUCAACUGGUGUCUUUGAAGAUUCACGCUCAGUCACACACUGGAGUGAACUUUUACUGUUGUUCGCAAUGUGACCAGAGUUUCUCCACUUCAACCAAGCUGAAGGAACACCAAAGAAUCCACACCGGGGAGAACCUGUACCAGUGCCCAGAGUGUGGGAAGAACUUUACUAUUGAGUCAAAGCUGUUGAAACACCAAAGAGUGCAUACUGGAGAGAAACCAUACCAAUGCUCUGGUUGUGGGACAAGGUUUUCGCUGUCUGAGAACCUCUUGAGACACCAGCGUAACUCUUCUGGGAUCUGCAGUGUUGUGAGCCUCCACCAGAUUACCGGAAGUGGGAUGGUGCUACUACAGGACUCUGCCAUUUUCCUCGAAGAUAAACCCAAACACAUAGAGUCCUUGAGUUCUGAUCAUGUAGAAGCUUCCACUCAAACAAACAGAACAGUAGUUAAAGUUGAAGAGGAUCAUGAUCAAACACUCCAUUUAAAAACCGAAGCACUGGUGGAAGAAGAGGAAGAAGAGGAGGACGAGGAAGAGGAGGAGGAGCAAGAAGAUGAAGAGGUGGAAGUUGGUGGUCUGAUUAACUCUGAUGGAGAAGAAAUGGAAUGGGAUCCUUUUCUUCUCGUAUAUAAUCCCAGCGAGCAUUUUGACAGCGAGGAGAGUCCUUCUACAUCAGGAGAACCUGACCAACACCCAGAGAAUCUCAGUGCUAAGAGUCUCCACUGCUGUUCUGUGUGUGGAAAAGAUUGCCUAAAGUUAUCGGCACUACAAAAACACAGGAGAAUUCACACAGGUGAGAAGCCUUACCCAUGUACUUUGUGUGGAAAGCAAUUCCGUGAGAAGGGACACCUGAAGGCACAUAUGAAAACACAUACUGGUGAGAAACCUUACCCCUGUCCUGACUGUGAGAUGAAGUUUGCCCACUUGGGAGCCAUGAAGAUACACCUUCUGACACACACGGGAGAGAAACCCUACCCCUGCACUGUGUGUGGAAGAAGUUUUUCCCAGUCAUCACGCUUGAAGCAACAUUUUCGAACACACACAGGAGAAAAACCAUACUCCUGCUCUGUUUGUGAGAAGAGUUUUGCCAGACCUGCAGACCUGAAAGUACAUCUUAGAGAUCACACAGGGGAGAAACCUUACAGCUGUGCUGAAUGCGGACAGAGCUUCACCAGCUCUCACAAUCUAUGGAAACAUCAGAAGAGCCAUUUACCACCUGGUCUGUCAGUUGAGUUUGCAGACCACAGCCAAUCAUCUGAGAUGAAUGUGACAUUUGAAGAAUCAAAGGCGGAUGAGGAAGAGGAAGUUUGUGGCCUGAUCAAUUCUGAUGGAGAAGAAGUCAGAUUGGACUUGGAUCCUCCUCUCAACCCUAUGAGUUCUGCAGAAGAUAAGAGUUCUUCCACUUCAGUAGAACCUGAACAACCCCAGGAGAACCACUAUACCACAGUUCGGAGGUUCAGCUGCACUGUAUGUGGGAAACAAUUUAACCACAAAGGACAUCUGAAAAGACACCAAACUGUCCAUUCAGUUGAAAAACCUUUUGCUUGCUCGGACUGUGACAAGAUGUUUGGAUCCUCUAUUGCCCUGAAUAGACACAAGAAGUUACACAGAGAAGAGAGGCCAUAUGUUUGCACUGUGUGUGGUAAAGGUUUUGUUCAAAUGUCACGCUUAAAGGAACACUACCCGACGCACUCAGGAGAGAAACCACAUUCCUGCUCUGUCUGUGGGAAGAGUUUUACUACUGCAUCAUACCUGAAAGCACACAGUAAAGUCCACCUUGGGGAAAGUGCGUAUACCUGUAACAUAUGUGGAAGAGAUUGCCAUAAGUUGUCUGCAUUCAAGUUACACAUGAGGAUCCACACAGGAGAGAAGCCGUACACCUGCUCUGUGUGCGAAAAACAGUUCACUCAGAAAAGACAUCUCCAAGACCACCAGAAAGUGCACACUGGAGAGAAACCCUAUCCCUGCCCUGAAUGCGAUAAGAGGUUCAGCUUUUCAUCCGCCCUGAAAAGACACCAGCAGCUACACACAGGAGAGAAACCCCACUGCUGUUUUGUUUGCGGAAAAGGUUUCUCUCAAGCAGGGCGUCUGAAAGAACACCUUGGGACACACUCUGGAGAGCGACCAUUCUCCUGUUCCCUCUGCGAAAAAACCUUCCGAAGAGCAUCUGAACUGACAAUACACAAUAGAUCUCAUACAGGAGAGAGGCCUUAUGUCUGCAAUGUGUGUGGUCAGGGCUUCAUCAGUUCUAUGAAACUAAGCCGACACAAGAAGAUACACCGCAGUUCCAACGCUGGGGAGGAUUCUACUAAAGAUGUGAAGAGUGAAGAGGAUUCUUCUGUCAUCGAUGAGGAGAAUGAAGAGGACAGCAUGGUGAUCACAUCUUGAUGUUAAAAUAAUAUAUGCAAUGUAUGCUUCCAAAAAAAAUCUUGUUUCGUUUUUAAGUCCAUUAACAAUUGUGAAAGGUUUAUGAGUUCAAGGUAAUCACAAUUUGUAACAAACAAAUUCAAAUCAUUGUGGAAUUUAUGAAAUCAAAAUGAAAACAAGUGAACGGUGACACAAUUACAUUUGUAUACCUUAGGCAACAAUGGUGGAGGAGGAGAAAGUAAAUCAAACAAUCUGCCCCUUAGCUAGGCACUUAACCCUUCUUUCCUUUCUGGCCCACUGGCAACAAUGUCUGAACCCUUGGGGUGAUCCAGGGAUGUCUCAAGGUAAUUUAGGAUAAAGAAGAAAAAAUGACCUGAUUGGUAUCCGGUAUAAAGGAAUGAGCAACUGGAGGGAUAUGGCCCCACUGGCCCCGAAUAGUCAACCAAUCAUGGACUCAGCCAAUCAAUUAACCUGGGGUUGCUCAUCCCUGAUCAAUGAAAGAACAUUCUGAUCAAUUCAUUUGUUGCUUUUAUUUAAAAGGUUACUGUGACUAUAUGAUGUUUUAUGAUGCGAUCCAAAUAUUGUCUAGCAUAUGUAGUUAUUAUUCCCCCUUUCAAGCCUGUUCCUAAUGCUCACAAUACCUUGUCUUAAUGUAUACUUUUGCCAUUUCAAGGAAUUACAUUAAUUAUUUUAGAAUUUUAGUUGACACUGUAGAAUACAUUUCAGUUCUAGCCACUUAGCAGAAACUCUUGUCCAGAAUCACUUAAAAUAUUGUAGAAUUAUGCAUUUGGCAGAAGUUGGUCUUUGUGGAAUAUUGAUUAGUCAAUCUUGUCACAUUAAUAAUAAAAAUAAACGGUUGAAGAGGCUGUGCAAGUCUUCUCAUUUGGUACAUACGGACAGCACACUUGGUUCACAAUCAUUUGCACCAUGUCACUUUUUAUGUCAUUAAUACUUACACAACUUGUGAAGUGAAUGGAUGGAUCCAAGUAAUGGCUGUUUCAUCAGCGAUCUGAUUAAAAAGUUUGGAUA
Messenger RNA from Esox lucius (northern pike), 5441 nucleotides. Its product is annotated as zinc finger protein Xfin. The transcript has 7 exons. Lineage: Eukaryota; Metazoa; Chordata; Actinopteri; Esociformes; Esocidae. The coding region runs from base 408 to 4433 and encodes 1341 amino acids. The record is from RefSeq and is a predicted model, not a curated record. Gene Ontology annotation, cellular component: nucleus.